GUUCUACACCUUGGAAAAGAAUUCCCCCAUUGACGACUGGAUCAUGGAGACCAUCAGUGGAGACCGACUUACACAUCAAAUUAUGGAGCUGAAUCUGGAUACAGUAUAUUACUUCAGAAUACAAGCUCGAAAUGCCAAAGGAGUGGGACCUCUGUCUGACCCUAUCCUCUUCCGGACUCUUAAAGUGGAACAUCCUGACAAAAUGGCUAAUGAUCAAGGUCGUCAUGGAGAUGGAGCCUAUUGGCCCGUUGACACUAAUUUGAUUGACAGGAGCAGCCUCAAUGAGCCCCCCAUUGGACAGAUGCACCCUCCGCAUGGAAGUGUAACCCCUCAGAAGAACAGCAAUCUUCUCGUCGUUAUUGUUGUGACUGUCGGGGUCAUCACUAUCAUUGUGGUGGUGAUUGUGGCUGUGAUUUGUACAAGGCGUUCAUCAGCACAGCAACGAAAGAUUUUUGAUAAAGUUUCAACCAGACUAUCCAGUACGACCACUGUUUCCCAAUAUCAGCAAUUUUAA
Molecule: messenger RNA, 514 nt
Organism: Thamnophis sirtalis
Lineage: Eukaryota; Metazoa; Chordata; Lepidosauria; Squamata; Natricidae
Source: RefSeq, a predicted model, not a curated record